CUCUUAAAUUCAUUUGUUUAAUCAUUAAGUUUAAUAUUUGAUCAAUGCGAUUAGAUUGUGAAACAUCGUGUUAGAAAUUAGUAUCAUUAUCGAGGAACCUUGAAAGUUUCUCUUUGUCUGUACCGAUGGAAAUAAACGUAACGUUUUGUCCUUUGAUUAAUAACGGAAACGGAUAGGAUUUAUUUAUUUCGGAAAAGAAAAAAAAGGAAAAAAAAAAAAAAUAGAAAGAAAAACGAUGCGUCGAAAAGAAUUAACAUUGUGUUCUAGAUCGAAACACGAACUUCGCUAGAGCGUAACCUUCCCAUGAACGGAUUCUUCGAUGUCGAAGAGAAAACAACGUUUGCUACGGGAGAAAAGUUUCACGAAUCUACUCGGAAAUACUUUCUAUAAUUUGAAGUUAUUCGAUGGACUUUAAAUCGAGUGAAUUUUUGAAGUGAUACUUGAUAUGAAAAACGUUUUGGGAUGGAAGAAAAGAUACUUGUGAAACUUGUUUUUUUCUUCCUCUAUUGGAUAAUUGGAUUUCUUUGAAAUUGAAAUGAACGAGGUGCGUCAUGUCUGGACGAGCUUACGAUCAUCAUCGAAAAGCUCGACUUUGAAUUCUUUAAAUAUGAAUAACGAAAAUAAUCGAGUUUCAACUACAACUUGGUAUGACAUACCAGCACCAAUAAUAAUACAUUGUCGUGAUUUCCGUGAGAACGAAGUUGUUAUGAUUAAUGAGAAAAUGGAAGAUCAAAAGUGUCAAGAAGAUAAUGAGAGACCUACGUCAGUUUCCUCGAUCGUUUCGAAUGACAAAAUUCACGUCGAAGAAGCAUUGUACGAAAACAAUAUGGAUAUGGUUAUACACGAGAACUCGAAAGAUAUUAAAGAUGAAUCGAGAUUGUUAAAGAUUAUCUCUAAUGAUUUGAAAACUACCGUAGAAACAUCGUUGGAGGAUAAAAAUAAGGUACACAGUAGUAGCGUUGAAUUAAUGGCAACAACUUUUGUGAAAACCGACGAGCACGGAAUGCCAACGAUAAGUUUCAGCUUUCUUCAAGGUGAUGAAUUACUUGAAAGGAAUACUCAAGAGAUAGAUGAAAUUUCGUUGGAAGAUAAAAAUGAUAAUAUCGAGGAAUCGACUCUGGAUCGAUUGUACGAUUUUCCUAAAAAAUCUUCUAAUAUCGAUAAUGAUAACGAAAUGUUGACAAAAGAGAAAGAAUGUAAGAUCGAAGAAAAUUCUGAUAAUGCAAUUGCCGAAUUAUAUGAUAAACCGAAAAGAUUGCCCAGUAAAACAAUAAUUGACGUUGCGAAAAAAUCGGAUAACGAUGUAACCGAUAAGGAGAUUAUUAUUAUCGAAAGAAAAUUUACUCGUACAGCGAACAGAUCACAUGGAUCAUCCGUUAGAUCCUUGAAAUUGAGAAAACAUCAAAAGACUUCUGAAAGUGAUACAGGAAUUACUUCGACGUCUGGUUGUUAUUCGGAUCCUGAAUGCUCGAAUGAUACUGCGUCUAAUGUAUCACAUAGUCGUAUUAGAUCAGAGAAACGUAAGUUGGGUAAGGCUUGGGGUAAAAUGAGGAAUUGGUUAAGAGACGAGAAGAGUAAGCUCAGUGAAGUUAUUCAGCGACACGCUCGAAUGCAAAACGUCGGUGCGAUGAUCACUGACCUUAACGAUGAUCAUGAUUUAUCUUUCAAGGACACUAAGUUGAGCAAGGGCAAGAGAUAUGCUUCUUAUGAUUUAACAAAAGCACGAACCCAAGAAUUAGGUUCUAUAACGAGAGUCGAAGAGUUUGGUUUAUCUACAAUAACGAAGGAGACCAAUGACGAACAUGAUAAUAAUUCAUCGUACGUAAACAGACGUUCGAAUUCAGGCUCACCAAACUCUGAUAAUAGAAUUUUCAUCGAUGAUAUCAAUCCGGAAGAUAAGAUGUUCGCAAAUAGAAGGACCGCAUUUUGUAAGACCGCUAGCUCGGAUGAUAUCCUUGGUAAUGGAAAGAGGAAUUCGCUUCUACCUGUCUCGUUCAGCAUGGACAAACUUUGUUCCGAUACGGAGAAUGAUGAGACUUGUGUUGCUAGUGCCGAGCUCGAAACGACAAGGGAUCGAGCUGGGAAAGGCGGCAUGAUUAAGAGGAGAAUGUUGGGGUCAAUCAGAGGGUUAAUGGCCUCCACUCAUCUCUUACAGACGACCAACGAUAUUCACGAAGAGGGCGGCCAAAGUGGAUUCGAAGAUAUUCGAAGAUAUGUUAAACAAGGUGGAGAUUUUUGCAAAGAGUUGGCUUCGAUUCUUCAUGAAAGGGCUGAACUGGAAGCUACGUAUGCUAAAGGGCUAAGUAAAUUGAGCAGUAAAUUAACUAAGGCUUGUUCCAAAGAUCAAAGUGGAAACAGCAAUGGAGGUGUGAACGAGGCAUGGAGGUGUGUCGGAGAAGAAAUGGAAGCUGCUGCUGAAGCCCACAGAGUAUGGGGCAUUGCGUUAGGUGAACAAUUAGCAAAACCGUUGAGAGUUGGCGUAGCAGAGGCUCAAGGUCGCUCGAGAAAAUCAAUUGAAAAUUCUGUGGACAAAGCUUUAAAGUCUCUACAGGAAUGGCGUAACAUUGCUUCAAAGACCAAGAAGCAAAGUUUUGCUUGUGCAAGAGAGAACGAAAGGCUGCAGGAUUUGGCAAGAUUGCAAUCUAUCAGUCAAAGCCAACAAAAUAAUAAUAAAUCAUCUAAUCAUCAUAUGACAGAAAAAGAAGCGAAUAAAUUAGAAGCUAGGAGACGAAAAGCUGAAGAUUCUUCUCGUAGAGCUGAUACAGAAUUUUACACUGUCAGCGUAAGAGCUGAAAGAGCUAGAUUGGAAUAUGAAAGUACGGUAAAAAAAGGAUCUAAACAAAUGGAACUUCUUGAAGAAGAACGUUUGAGUGCCUUGAAAGAUCUUGCCAAUGUUUAUUUGGCACAUUUGCAAGCACUUGCUCCUCGUCUACAGCAGAGUGCUGAUCGUUUAUCUACACCCAUACGAAAUUGUAAUGUAUCUCAGGAUGUGGAAAUUUUGAAGAAUCUUAUACGUAGAACAGAAAGUAAUGAUACAGUAAAUGCAGAACAAUUACUUCCAGAUUUUUAUGCGGAACAUAUAACGUUAGCAAUGAACAGAGAACGACGAAAACAAUCAUUAGUUAGAAUAUUGCAUUUAAUUAGACAAGAUCUAGAAAGAGAAAGGCGAGGAAGAGAAGGAUUAGAAACUUUACAUAGAGCUUUUAUCAAGACACCUGCAUUCGCAGCUGAUGAAAGUACACAAAAUGUUACAGACAAAUUACAUCAUAUGCGUUCUAUGCUACUAUAUUUGGAAGCUGCAAGAUAUAAGGUUGGUGGGACAUUAGCAGAAGUUGAAGGUAGCAAAAGGAACAAGCAUCCUUUAGCAGAACACAUAUUAGUUUCUAGAGAUAAACAAGGACUUCAGCAAAGUGUUCUCAAGAUUCCUUCUUGGGCAAGGAAUGAAUCUUUUGAGAUACAAGAUAUUGAUGACGAAAUAGACGUACAUUUAGUAAAAGGACAUGAAACUGAGAACCGAGACUGGGCAGAUAGAACGGCUGGUGAUGGUAAUUCAGAAAAUCCACCGGAUGAAGAAGAUUUUAGUGAUUUCGAUGAAUUCAGUAGUCAUUCAGAAGACAAUAAUAAUCAAGACGUUGAUGUUACGGUUGUAACACCUAAGUCAGAUAGUACGGAACAGUGCAGGGCAAUAUAUCAUUAUGCUGCAAAUCUUAAUGACGAAUUAAGUCUGAAUCCUGGUGACUUAAUAACUGUUCAUCAAAAACAAGCAGAUGGCUGGUGGAUAGGUGAAUGCAAAGGACGAACUGGUAUAUUUCCUGCUACAUAUGUCCAAGUAAUACAUUAAAGGGUAUUAUUUAUCACACAAUGUAUUUUGAUGAUUUUUUUUUAUCAAAUACCAAGGAACAAAGUGCCAAUGAUUAAAAAUUAAAACGGCGAUGUAAACGCACAAAACACGUGAUUAAACCAUAAUUAGCUCAACAUAUAAAAUUAUAUUAAUGUUACCAACCAUGUUAUUAGAAUAUAACAGGUACUUAUGCUGUAACAAUUGUUAGUGUCCUUAUGCAAUUUGUUUUCUUUACAUUUAUCAUAAUAUAAUUUAAAUGAUUUUAUAGCGCUAUGAGCUAACUGGUUAAAUCCUUUGUCAUUAGAAAUUGUAUAUAAAAUAAUAUAAAUGUUGCCAAUUGUAAAUAUUAGUCAAAAAAUAAUUUAAAUGCGAUACGUACAAGUAUAAACGCUAUAUAUAAAUAGUAUUUUUAAGAUAAAAAAUGCAUUUAUUUACGAAAAUAAUAUCUGUAUAUAUGUUAUGACCUUUUCAUUGUUUCUCAUUAUUCAUGAUGCCCCUAUUAUGGACUUUGUCCGUAACAUAUAUAAUAAAAUUAUGUAUUUCUCUCUUU
Messenger RNA from Vespa crabro (European hornet), 4391 nucleotides. RefSeq lists its product as uncharacterized. Bases 536 to 3841 code for a protein of 1101 amino acids. Lineage: Eukaryota; Metazoa; Arthropoda; Insecta; Hymenoptera; Vespidae. Gene Ontology annotation, cellular component: plasma membrane; cytoplasm. The transcript has 9 exons. The record is from RefSeq and is a predicted model, not a curated record. Gene Ontology annotation, molecular function: protein binding.